UGGGAUUCUGCAGCUCUCCAGGGAGCCUGUGGAGCAGGAGGUCACACAGCAGCUUUCAGUUUGCAUCCCACUGGCUGCUGAACUMCUUCAUCCCAAGGCAGAAGGCAUUGCUUUCCAAUCUGGAGUAUGAAAUGAGGGUGCCUUGGAAGAUGCUUUUUUAGAAGUCUCACUUCCUCGUGUUUUACAAAAGGAAGAACAUUGAAUGACCCCAAAUUGUGACGCUGUGAUUGAAGUCCACAUCGCUGCUGCUCUUAUGGAUGCGUGAAGGUUGCUGUCGCGUAGCUGUGUCUUAACCAAAGACGGCUUCGUUUUGAUAUUCCUGUCUGAAUGUGGUAGGAUAUACCUAGUAAUAGCUAGAGAAGUAUUUGAUCAUGCAUCGUGUCCUGAGAUAGCUACACAGAAGGGGAAUUUUAGAAAGGUGAAGCUGGAAGAUCUCUGAUCAAGAGAACUGUAAACAUGUUGUGUUGGGGAAACGCAUCUUUUGGACAGCUUGGAUUGGGUGGAAUUGAUGAAGAGAUUGUUUUAGAACCUCGCAAAAGUGGCUUUUUCUUAAAUAAAAGGGUCCGAGAUGUGGGCUGUGGACUCAGACAUACUGUUUUUGUCCUGGAUGAUGGGACAGUUUAUACGUGUGGCUGCAAUGAUCUAGGACAACUAGGGCACGAGAAAGCCAGGAAGAGACCCGAGCAUGUUGGUGCACUGGAUGCCCAAAAUAUUGUAGCUGUAUCAUGUGGAGAAGCUCACACGCUCGCAUUAAAUGACAAGGGUCAGGUAUAUGCAUGGGGCUUGGCUACUGAUGGACAGCUUGGCUUGCCUGGAACGGAGGAGUGCGUCAGAGUACCCAGAAAUAUUAAAAGCUUAUCAGAGAUCCAAAUUGUGCAAGUUGCUUGUGGUUAUUAUCACUCACUUGCACUCUCAAAAGGAAGUGAAGUAUUUUCCUGGGGACAAAAUAAAUAUGGCCAGCUGGGUUUAGGUUAUGAAUAUAAAAAGCAAACAUCACCACAUGUAAUUAAGUCUCUGCUGGGAAUCCCUUUUGCACAAAUUGCAGCAGGAGGAGCUCAUAGUUUUGUACUAACUCUUUCUGGAGCCAUUUUUGGAUGGGGACGAAACAAAUUUGGACAGUUGGGUCUUAAUGAUGAUAAUGACAGAUAUGCUCCUACCCUGCUGAAGUCGUUGAGAACUCAGAAAGUUGUUCAUAUAUGUUGCGGAGAAGAUCAUACUGCUGCUCUUACAAAGGAAGGUGGGGUUUUCACAUUUGGAGCUGGAGGCUAUGGUCAGUUGGGUCAUAACUCUACCAGCCACGAGAUAAACCCAAGGAAAGUUUUUGAACUUAUGGGAAGUGUUGUCACACAGAUCACUUGUGGAAGGCAGCACACUACUGCAUUUGUUCCUUCAUCUGGAAGAAUAUAUUCUUUUGGACUUGGAGGUAAUGGACAAUUAGGUACAGGAACAACAAGUAAUAGGAAAAGUCCAUUCACAGUAAAAGGAAACUGGCUUCCUUACACUAAUCAGUGCCCACUAGGUGCAGACAGUGAGGAAUUUUACUGUGUAAAGAAAAUUUUCUCUGGUGGGGACCAAAGUUUUGCACACUACUCUAAUCCACAGAAUAUGGUACCACCAGAUGAUUUCAGGUAUCCUGACUUUUUGAAGCAGAUUUGGACUGUGAAUGAAGCGUUUAUUCAGAAAUUGUUGUCUUUCCCAUCCGGAAGACUUCCUGCGGAGAUAGCUAAUGAAAUCGAUGGAACGUUUUCCUCAGCUGGGUGCCUGAAUGGGAGCUUUUUGGCUUUGAGCAAUGAUGAUCAUUACAAAACCAGUGCUCGAUUCUCAGGGGUUGAUAUGAAUGCUGCUAGACUGCUAUUUCACAAACUUAUACAGCCUGACCAUGCUCAUAUAUCACAACAGGUUGCAGCUAGUUUGGAAAAGAACCUCAUUCCCAAAUUGACAAGCUCCUUACCAGAUGUUGAAGCCUUGAGGCUGUAUCUCACACUACCAGAGUGCCCACUGAUGAGUGAUGCAAAUAAUUUUACAACGUUAGCUAUUCCUUUUGGAGCAGCUAUUCUGAACCUAGAAAAAGCUCCUCAAAAAGUUCUUGAAAACUGGUGGUCUGUACUUGAACCUCCGUUGUUCCUCAAGAUAGUGGAACUCUACAAGGAUGUCGUAGUGCACCUCCUAAAGCUCUACAAGAUUGGCAUUCCUGCUUCUGAAAGAAGAAUAUUUACCAACUUUCUACACACUGCUUUCAGAGUUCUGGAAAUUCUGCAUAAAGUAAAUGAAAGAGGACAAGUUAUACAGUAUGACAGAUUUUAUAUUCAUGAGAUACCAGAUUUGAUAGAUAUCAGAAAUGACUAUUUCAACUGGGUCCAGCAGCAGGUAUUUGGAAUGUUAACAGAUAUUCCUGUUACAAUUUGCACGUACCCAUUUGUAUUUGAUGCCCAAGCAAAGACGACUCUCUUGCAAACAGAUGCAGUCAUACAGAUGCAGAUGGCUGUUGAUCAGGCUCAUAGGCAGAAUUUGUCAUCUCUCUUUCUGCCUGUGUUUGAAUCUGUSAACCCAUGCCUGAUAUUAAUGGUGCGAAGAGACAAUAUUGUGGGAGAUGCUGUGGAAGUCCUAAGGAAAACCAAGAACGUAGACUACAAGAAACCCCUCAAGGUUAUUUUUGUAGGGGAAGAAGCUGUUGAUGCUGGAGGUGUUCGCAAAGAAUUUUUUUUGCUUAUCAUGAGGGAGCUKCUAGAUCCCAAAUACGGCAUGUUCAGAUACUAUGAAGAGUCGCGACUGAUCUGGUUCUCAGAUAAGACUUUUGAAGACAGUGACUUGUUCCAUUUGAUUGGUGUUGUCUGUGGCCUAGCAAUAUAUAACUUUACUAUCGUAGACCUUCAUUUCCCUUUGGCUUUGUACAAAAAGCUGCUGAAUAAAAAGCCAUCUCUGGAUGAUUUAAAAGAGUUGAUGCCAGAUGUUGGCAGGAGCAUGCAACAGUUACUGGACUAUCCGGAGGAUGACAUAGAGGAAAUAUUUUGUCUUAAUUUUACUAUUACUGUGGAAAAUUUUGGUACAACAGAAAUUAAAGAGCUUGUUCCUAAUGGUGCUGACAUUCCUGUAGUCAAACAAAAUAGGCAAGAUUUUGUGGAUGCAUAUGUGGAUUACAUCUUCAAUAAAUCAGUGGCGUCCUUGUUCAGUGCAUUCCAUGCAGGCUUCCACAAAGUGUGUGGAGGCAAAGUUCUUCAGCUCUUCCAGCCCAGCGAGCUGCAGGCAAUGGUGAUUGGGAACACUAAUUAUGAUUGGAAGGAGUUGGAGAAGAAUACAGAAUACAAAGGAGAAUAUUGGGCAGACCAUCCUACAAUUAAAAUAUUCUGGGAGGUUUUUCAUGAGUUGACCUUGGAGAAGAAAAAGCAGUUUCUAUUGUUUCUGACAGGCAGUGAUCGUAUUCCAAUUCUUGGAAUGAAGUGUCUUAAACUAGUCAUCCAACCAACAGGAGGUGGAGAAGGUUAUCUUCCAGUAGCUCACACUUGCUUUAAUCUUCUUGAUCUUCCAAAAUACACAGAUAAAAAAACCCUAAAAUCUAAGCUGAUCCAGGCUAUAGAUCACUAUGAAGGUUUCAGUCUAGUAUAACUUCAGAAAUGAGAGUUCUGUGUAAUGUGGGAUCAUUAAACUAACUUUUUUUUGUCUUUCUUGUGGUGGUAAAUUCAGUGGAUAAAAUGAUGGAGACGAUAAUAUAACUGAUUAUUUGCAAAAUGUUCAGUGGUAUGGAUAUUCAUGGGAGCCAAAAAGUAAUUACAGAAAUGAAGAACUGUCUUAAUACAUCCAUUCUUGUACAGAACCAUGUGUUUUAUGCCAUCUUACAAUAAAAACGAGAGUAUUGUGAAUGGAAGUCAAGCUUCACUAACAUGAAUUAACAUUUCACCUUCUGCAAAUAAUUUGGUGUGUGAGUGCAUGAGAGACUUGCCUACGUUUUUCAGAUCACUGAGUAAGAAYAUUUAGCUCCUUCCCUGGUAAAUUUACUUGAUAACUUUUCAUUUUGUAAAUAAACUUUUUUUGUGAUAAAAUAAUUAUGUUCCAAUAGCRGUAUGGUUUCUAUUGCUUGUAAUGAAUAUGAGCUUAUUUUAUGUCUUUUAACAAGAAGUGACUACUCUGAUUUCUGAAGAUAUAUUUUUCUGGUUUCUUUUAAGAACCUUAAUAAUGGAAGUGAUUGCUCAAAAGACAUUCAUCUUCAGAAUGUACAAUCCAAUGAUUUCCGUGAAGCAAUCGCUUAGUGCUGGUACAAAACUACAAAUAAYGGCUUUUAUAAUAUAUGGGUGGACAUGGUGACUUAAUACACGUUUAUUUUUAAAGACUGCUUCUGUAAUUAUGUGGACACAAUUAUAAAAGAGGUUAAUUUAUCAAUGGCAACCUCUGCAGCCAUGGGUCAAGAAUACAGCCUAGCAGCAAAAGAUGCACCAGACAGAUGUUACUGUCAAGAGGUUAAAUGUUUAUUUUUUAAAUGCUGAAAGCGUAGUUUAUGCUUUCUAAUAGAAUUUUCACUUUUUUCCAGAUAAAUGCAUUUGAAAUAACUCUUUAACACACCCCUUCCCUUUUCUUAAAGUUUAUUUUUAGUAUAAGUGCCCUGAGACAAUUGUGCUUAGCUGAACACUUUUGGAUUUGACUUUCUUCCUUUGGUUAAGCUCCCGAUUGUUUGUGGUGUUAAUGCAUAUGUGACUUGCAGCUGUGAAACAAAUAUUUAUUUUUUUUAGAUUUUUAAAUGCAGUGAAAACAAUUCAAGCUAUAAUAAAAGAC
Messenger RNA from Nothoprocta perdicaria, 4764 nucleotides. It is a transcript of the gene HERC4, whose product is annotated as HECT and RLD domain containing E3 ubiquitin protein ligase 4. The transcript is spliced from 26 exons. Lineage: Eukaryota; Metazoa; Chordata; Aves; Tinamiformes; Tinamidae. The coding region runs from base 457 to 3603 and encodes 1048 amino acids. The record is from RefSeq and is a predicted model, not a curated record. Gene Ontology annotation, molecular function: ubiquitin-protein transferase activity.